Didymodactylos carnosus is the source of this 1446-nucleotide messenger RNA. NCBI's taxonomy places the organism in Eukaryota, Metazoa, Rotifera, Eurotatoria, Philodinida, Philodinidae. The record is from the annotation of a GenBank genome assembly.
AUGACUGCUGAUGCACGAAAAAGUCAAUUACAUCAUCGUUAUGCUCAUCAUGAAGGCUAUUUUCGUAUAGGAAGAUCGAUUUACCAUAUUUUAACUGUAAAUCCAACACUGACACUCGUCUUUAUCGUCAUACUUUAUUUUCAAUUAAUGGAUUUCAUCUUAUAUUUUAAAAUUCGUACCAGAGGGCCAUUGAACUUAAGUGGAAACGAUAUUUUUUCUUCAGUACCAACAAUAAUUCUACUCAACUCUACAAACUCAACAUUUUCAUCUUCAUCGUAUUUAUCAUCGUUUGUCCAAAAGCUCACAGCGAAAUACAUCAAUAAUUCUGCAACAACAUCAGAAUCAGUCGAAAUUUAUAAUCCAUUGUCAAUCAAGAAAAUUAUGGUCGGACAUAUCAUUCAUUACAUCCGAGCACCGUUAGCUGAGCACGUGGAGCAAACACUUCACUUCACCGAUCAUUUUCCGUAUAUAUCAUCUAAUACAGUAUCAUUUUUUCAUUGCUUUUUAUCAUUAAUUUCCAUUAAAUUUUUAUCAAACAAUUUAUUAACUCAUCGACAGGUUGGUGUUAUUUUAUUUCUAAUAAGAAAUUUUUUGGAUUGUCUUGACGGUGUUGUUUAUCGUGCACAUCUUAAAAAUAAACGCUACAAAUCGUAUUAUGGUUCGUUUGGCUACUAUGUAGAUGCUUUGAGUGACAUAAUCGGUGGAACGUGUUUAAUUCUUAGUUGUCUAUUUUAUUUUUUUAAAAAUCCACCAUUUUGUACGUCAAAUAUAACAUUAUUAUCUCGCUUACCAUCAUUAUCGCGUACAACACGAACAGUUAGUUCAACAUCAACAUCAAGCGAAGCUAAUGGAACAGAUACAAUAUUGGUAUUAACCAAUAAUGAUCCAAAAUUAGAUAUUUACCCUGAAAACGAUGAUUAUCAAACAAUUACCAAUAUCCGACAUUCACCAUUAUCUUCACCCACAUUAUCUCUUACCAAUCAUUUGAAUAAUUUAUCCUCACGAUCAUCAACACUACUCUCAACAACAACAGUUGUUCAACAAACACAAUCUCAAUUAGUUCCGUUAGGAUUACAGUCAGUGGUAGAAUCAAAAGAGACUAUAUUUUUAACAGUAUUAGCAUUUGCAUUACGUUAUUCUUUAAGCGCAAUAUUUUGGGAUAGAAGUCUUCGUUGGUACGAAUAUUUACUUGACUCGCCAGCAUCAACAGUCACACAACAAGCCCUACAAUUGAGUAUUCUUCAUUCACCACUAACAAUUGUAAUAAUGUUUUUAUGGCGUUAUUUAUGUGCAUUAAGUAUUCAAGAUUAUUUAUUAUUUGCGAUAUUUAUUAAUAGAACUUGGGAAUUUUUAAUAAAAACGAAUCAAAUAGGAUGGUUUGCAAUAAUACUCACAAUUAUUUUUACCGAAUUACAUAUCAAUGAGGUAUAUCCGUUGCAUUCUUAA